Messenger RNA from Astyanax mexicanus (Mexican tetra), 725 nucleotides. RefSeq names its product ribosomal protein L18 (gene rpl18). Gene Ontology annotation, cellular component: ribosome; cytosolic large ribosomal subunit. The transcript is spliced from 7 exons. Gene Ontology annotation, biological process: translation. Bases 98 to 664 code for a protein of 188 amino acids. Gene Ontology annotation, molecular function: RNA binding; structural constituent of ribosome. The record is from RefSeq and is a predicted model, not a curated record. NCBI's taxonomy places the organism in Eukaryota, Metazoa, Chordata, Actinopteri, Characiformes, Acestrorhamphidae.
CUAAGGUCACGUGCCCAGUAGCGACAGCGCUGUUCACGUUGAACACUUUAUCGCGAGAUUUCGCUCCUUCCUUUUCCCUUUUCGUCCUGAAUCUAAGAUGGGUAUCGACAUCAGGCACAACAAGGACCGCAAGGUCCACAGGAAGGAGCCCAAGAGCCAGGAUAUCUACCUGAGACUCCUGGUCAAGUUGUACAGGUUCCUGGCCCGUCGUUCUAAUGCUCCAUUCAACAAAGUCAUCCUUAGGAGGCUCUUCAUGAGCAAGACCAACCGCCCACCUCUGGCUCUCUCUCGCUUGAUCCGCAAGAUGAAGCUUCCUGGUCGCGAAAACCAGACUGCCGUCGUUGUGGGAACUGUGACUGAUGAUGUCAGGAUUCAGGAUGUCCCCAAGCUGAAGCUGUGUGCUCUGAAGGUGACUUCUGGAGCUCGUCGCAGAAUUCUCAAGGCAGGUGGACAGAUCAUGACUUUUGAUCAGCUAGCACUAGCUGCCCCCAAAGGACAGGGCACCGUGCUUUUGUCAGGACCCCGCAAGGGCAGAGAGGUGUACAGGCACUUCGGAAAGGCCCCAGGAACUCCCCACAGCCACACCAAGCCCUACGUGCGUUCCAAAGGCAGGAAGUUCGAGCGUGCCCGUGGACGCAGAGCCAGUCGUGGUUACAAGAACUAAAGAUGUCGUCUGUUUUGUAUUGGUCAGUCUGAUGCAAAUAAAGAUUGGCUACUAAAAAUCA